Molecule: messenger RNA, 1825 nt
Organism: Pipistrellus kuhlii (Kuhl's pipistrelle)
Lineage: Eukaryota; Metazoa; Chordata; Mammalia; Chiroptera; Vespertilionidae
Gene: ANKRD16
Product: ankyrin repeat domain 16
Exons: 7
Coding region: 434-1525 (363 amino acids)
Molecular function (GO): protein binding
Source: RefSeq, a predicted model, not a curated record
GCCUGAGGGGUGGCCGCAGGCUGGCUGCGGCCGGAGGGGCCGGGUGUAAGAGUGGCGGUGGGUGGGGAUGCGCGAGGCCCCACCCCGGCUCCUUUACCCGUAUCUUGUGGGCGCUGAGCUGCCCUUGGGGCCCCUCACCGGUGCGGGCACCGCACGGACCCCUCCCCUGGCAGCGGGCGCACCUCAGAGCCGGGCGCCCCGGCGCUGAGGGAGCACAGACUCCAGGAGGUUUGACAGCAGCUACCUAAUGUUUUGCCCAAAUGAAACCCGUGCGUCUUCGCCCGCACCGGAGCGCGCGUUGGGGAGGCGAGCUGUUUGCAGGGCCACUAACCACCCCGCGUAGGAAGCGCGGCUCUGCCCCCGGCGCGCGGUCUGGAGAGGGAGGCGCAGCGCAGGGCUGGGGUCUUGGAUACUGAGCCUGGCCGCGGCGGCCAUGGCGGCGCCCGGGGACGCGAGGCGGCUGUGCAGGCUGGUGCAGGAAGGUCGGCUGUGCGCCCUGCGGGAGGAGCUGCAGCGAGCGGGGCCCCCCAGCUGCCCCGGGCCGGCGGGAGACACCCUGCUGCACUGCGCUGCCCGCCACGGCCGGCGGGACAUCCUGGCCUAUCUGGCCGAGGGCUGGAACAUGGACAUCGAGGCCGCCAACCGAGACUACAAGCGGCCUCUACACGAAGCUGCCUCCAUGGGUCACCGGGACUGUGUGCGAUAUCUGCUGGGCCGAGGAGCCGCGGUCGACUGCUUGAAGAAGGCUGACUGGACUCCUCUGAUGAUGGCUUGUAGAAGGAAGAAUCUCGAGGUGAUCCAGGACCUUGUAGAACAUGGUGCAGAUCCGCUUCUGAAGAACAAAGAUGGCUGGAACAGUUUCCACAUUGCCAGCCGAGAAGGUGACCCUGCAGUCCUUCAGUACUUGCUCACCAUUUGCCCAGAUGCCUGGAAGACAGAGAGCAAAAUUAACAGAACUCCUCUGCACACGGCAGCAAUGCAUGGCUGCUUAGAGGCAGUAAAGGUGCUUCUUCAGAGGUGUCAGUAUGAACCAGACUGCAGAGACAAGUGUGGCCUCACACCCUUUAUGGAUGCAAUUCAGUGUGGGCACAUCAACAUAGCCAGGCUGCUCCUCGAAAAACAUAAGGCUUGCAUUGGUGCUGAGGAUUCCCUGGGUGCCCAGGCUAUACACAGAGCAGCAGUCACCGGGCAGAAUGAAGCCAUCCGAUUCUUGGUCUCUGAACUUGGCAUUGAUGUAGAUGUGAAAGCAACAUCAACCCACCUUACAGCACUUCAUUACGCAGCUAAGGAAGGACAUGUGAGUACAGUUCAGAUGCUCAUUUCCUUGGGUGCUGACAUCAACUCUAAAGAUGAAAGAAAUCGAUCAGCCCUACACCUGGCCUGCGCGGGUCAGCACCUGGCCUGCAUCGAGUUUCUUCUGAAGUCUGGGCUGAGGGAUUCUCCAGACAUCACGGGUACCAUGGCUCAGCAGCUCACACGGAACACAGACAUCCUUCAGUGCUUCAGCCACAGCAUGACGGCAUGAGGGAUUCUAAAAGGCAGUAAAACCAUGGUAACUUAUAUCCUGCUGCUUAAGUCAUCACCGGGUUCAGUGAAAUCUGCAGAUAGUUGCUGCCCUCUGCCUUCCCUCCCCUGCACUCCACCGCUUCUGAGAUUCCCAGAGGAUGUGGACGCUGGCUUCCUAGAUGGAGGGAUGGGCACAUUAAAAAUCUCUCCCAUGCCGAAACCGGUUUGGCUCGGUGGAUAGAGCAUCAGUCUGCAGACUGAAAGGUCCCGGGUUUGAUUUCGGUGGGGGACAUGUACAUUGGAUGCGGGCACAUCCGCU